This is a messenger RNA of Colletotrichum destructivum, 801 nucleotides long. RefSeq lists its product as uncharacterized. Lineage: Eukaryota; Fungi; Ascomycota; Sordariomycetes; Glomerellales; Glomerellaceae. The transcript has a single exon. The record is from RefSeq and is a predicted model, not a curated record. Bases 1 to 801 code for a protein of 266 amino acids.
AUGAUGCUUCCGGCAAUGAACCCAAAUCACCUCUACCCGCGCUCAGCACACGCAUCACCGUCGCCAGUUGACUUGGCAUCGACGAAUCGCCUGCUUGCAAACUUAAGAACUCGAGAACCAGGAACUCUUGCAGCCAUGUCUGAUGUCGUGGUUAUAAAGCUUCGCGGGCGUGCAAACUACGAGACGUGGAGAAGCAGCCUCCUGCAACAGCCCGACCUGAGCAAGGGUCAAAAAGCAAUGUCAACGGGGGCUACAAGUCAGCAGCCAGCCGUUGGCCACGAGAUAUACGCCAGGUGGUGCAAGGACAAGUGUCACGUCUGCAACAUCCUGACCAGGUCUCUCGACGAUGUGAUGGUUUCGGGCCUAGGAGCCCACGGGAAACUCCACGCGACGCCUUGGGAGCUGUACGAGACCAUCCGCACGUACUGUAGGCCCACGCCCGCCUUCGCGACUCGCCUCAUAGACGGGCUCAUGGAGAUGAGAAUCUCCGACUUCCCGACGCCGGCCGAUUUCGUGGCGUACGUGGAGCUCAUCCUGGUCUGCGUCGAGGAGGGCGGCUACUCGAUGACCCUGACGUGGUUGCUUUUCAACACGGUGGCAAAGACGCACACAGAGCUUAUCGCGGCACACGGCCUGGUGGGCUGCUUAUCGGGCUGGACUCUACUGUUGAAUGAAGUCCGUCAAUUGCCCAACACCAAAGAGCGACGUAGAAGACCGUCACUGCGGUCGUCGGAUCAAUCAGGGACUGAGGAGAUAUUCAAAGGGAGAGAAGGUGACGGCGAAGGGGAAGAUGAGAUUUGA